AUGGAGAAGUACUCGCAGUACCGCGACAGAGGUUCCGGCAUCGCGCCCUUUUUCGCCGUCCCCACGCAGCCGUCCGGAGUCGCUCUGCCCUUCCACUUUUUCCUCUUCGUGUGUCGCGUGCCUCUGCUGCUUACUGCCUCGGCUGUAUAUUUCCUGCUGCUGAGCUGGCUGCCCGUGGGCUCCUUGAUCAAGAAGGCGGCUCUAUGGCUUAUGCUGGGCAUUCCCGGCGUGUGGUGGAUUGACUUGCAGAUUGAUGGUGUGAGACGCGGCUCCCUCGCGAAGCACGACAAAAACCGUUUGCCGCAUCCUGGCAGCAUCAUCGCAUCGUCAUUCACGUCACCACUUGACACGCUCUACCUAGCCACCAUAUUCGACCCUAUUUUCACCAUCUCCUACCCCUCAACCCGCAGUGUGCAACGUAUAUCGCUCUUCCGCGCAUUACUUCUCGCCUUCCAGCACCCGGUGGAAGUCCCGCCUAAAAAUGCGAAACUUACCACUCUCGCAAAGCUUCUGGCGCAGAAUCCGAGUGCAACGAUAGUCGUGCUGCCCGAGUGCACAACCACAAACGGGAGGGGGAUUUUGCCUUUCAGCCCUAGUUUGCUGACGGCCCCGGCUAAGACCAAAAUAUUCUCCAUCAGUUUGCGUUACACGCCUGGGGAUGUGACGACACCCAUCCCGGGAUCCUACCUGCAGUUCUUGUGGAAUCUGUGCUCCAAGCCUACCCACUGUAUCCGUGUCCGCAUAGCGGAAGCUAUGUACAACAACUCCGCCUCGGAGAACUCAGCCUCUACUAGCGCGCGGGCAGCCUCGCCCCAGCCAGGCUACCAUGUCAAGGCAAACAGCCUGGAAGGCAUGGAAUUCGGUGAGCCUGUCGCGGAUGCGGAUGGAGACUUGAACGCAGAGGAGAAGCAAGUCCUCGACCGCGUAGCUGAGGACCUGGCACGUCUAGGCCGGGUCAAGCGCGUUGGUCUUGGCGUCAAGGAGAAGUCGGAUUUCGUCAAGGCGUGGACGAAGAAGAGGAGGUGA
This is a messenger RNA of Aplosporella prunicola CBS 121167, 1026 nucleotides long. RefSeq lists its product as uncharacterized. The record is from RefSeq and is a predicted model, not a curated record. Bases 1 to 1026 code for a protein of 341 amino acids. NCBI's taxonomy places the organism in Eukaryota, Fungi, Ascomycota, Dothideomycetes, Botryosphaeriales, Aplosporellaceae. The transcript has 3 exons.